CUGAAAAUGAUUUUCGGGAUUGCGCAUUGUUGUUACACCUGCUUGAAAAUUUAUUUGUCUUUGCACCCUGGGGUGAGGCAUUUUUCUCUAUGACGAAACUUUGAAAAUAGACUGAUUGAAACAUGCCAUGAAGAAUGUAGUUAGUAGAUGUAUGUGGCGGAUCUAGGGGAGGGGCUCGGGGGGCCCGGGGGCCCCUUAUUUUGGAUAAAGAAAAGUCGGCAGGGCAAGCAAAAACAAAACCGCCCCCGCCCCCCGCCCAGGUCUGGAUCCGCCACUGUAUGAAAUGGUUUAGGUUGAAGGUGCUCUUGUCUCAACGUAUCUUCCACAGAAGGUAGUAGGGCAAUUUAAUAGGAUUAUAUUAACUAAUACUUUACUGUUUGUUCUUUUAGGUGAGCACCAAGUUGAAAUGCAAAGAGAAACCUACAUAAAUGAGCAGUAUCAGUACGGAGAAUCGUGAAAAUGUCAAGGCUACAGCUCUUCGUGUUUAGCAGAUGUUGUUCCAACAGGCUUACCUGGAUCUGUUUAAUAAUAUAUUCUGUAUCAUUCCUGGGUCUCUUUCCAAUCCUUUUCAAACACAUGAGAUAUUCAUUGUACUAUCGCAACCCUUUUCAUAACUCAUCGAGUGAGAUGGAUUACCAUAUGAGACAAAACAAAUUACGUGCUGCCAAGGCAUCACAGUUUUGGAGUUCACAACGUCAGAGUAUAUCACUUGACUUGACGAAAAAGCAAAAAGAUGUUGACAUUGAUGUCAUGAUAGUUACAACAUCUCGUGAUAACCCACUAGUCAAAGGAAAAAAUCCCAAGUUUUUGACUCAAAUUUUGUGGCAGUUUGUCCACAUUUUAAAUGACCCAGAAACAAAAGCAUUACCAUGGAAAAUAAGUUUGUCAAUCUGUAACGUUGACUCAAAACAUCAUGAAGAAGCACGGAACUUUUCUUCCGUUGUGCAGUAUUUUCAACGUUACUCUGAUGAACCAAAAGAUGUGGCACGGCCGAACAUCAAAGAAAAAGAAAAGCAAGAUUAUGCAUUUUGCCUGGAAGAGAGCCUGAAGUUCAACCCAAGGUAUUCCUUGUUAGUUGAAGAUGAUGCUUUCCCUCAUCCGCAGUUGUUUUAUAUCUUGUAUAACCUUCUUGAAAUCAGAGGAAGUGCCAUGGCCUCUCGUAUGCGCGACUCAGAUGUCCUGUUUUAUAAAUUGUAUCACCCAGAAAGACUGCAGGGGUUUUGGAGUAUAGAACCAGAACGCAUUCCUGAACUUAUAAGCUUUGCUGCUCUCUUUGGAACUUGUUUUACAUUACUAGUAAUCUAUUUGUUGCCUAAAAGGACAAAAGCGAGUUUCAGGUCUCACACUUUCCAUGUCGUUUGGUUUUUGAUCGUAGGUUACUUUACAUUGACAGCCAUUGCUGUUAGUAGGCAGCAUUUAAAUGAGUUAAGGUAUAUAUCGAGGAGUAUAUUUUCAGUUGGUCCCACACCAUCAUGUUGUACUCCUGGAAUGCUUUUUGUGGCUGAUAAAGCUCAACACUGGUUACAUUAUAUGAAGAAUCACACUUGUCGCUCAAAUUAUGGCAAGGACAGUAUGUUAGAUGAUUAUAGGCAUAAGUUUAACAUGAGAGGAUUAAUUGUGCAACCUAAUUUGUUUGUCCAUAUUGGCUUUUUGUCAUCUCUUAAUCAGAAAUUGUUGGACCCUUCACUUAUGUAUUACCCGCAAUGGUUCAAGCUAUUUUAAGUGAUCAUUACAAUCUGUAAACUGUGGUAUAAGGAAUAUAUUUUUUCAAAAAUGUGAAAAGGCCGAUGUAAGGAAACUUUAAGUUGUAGCAAGAGAAUAUGAGCUGUCUAUCAUGGGUUGGAACAAGACUACAACCAGGACAUAAUCUCUUGGUUGUAGUCUUGUUCCAACCUAUGAUAGUCCAAUUAAAUAAUCCUAAUAUUUAUUAAUAAUAUCUAUUUAUAUUUUUAUUUCUUUUUGUAUUCCGUUCAAUUGUUUUAUGUUGACGUAGUGGUUUAUAGUUCAUUGAGCAGGGAGCGAAUUUAAAUGAAAUACCUUUGCCUCUUCCAUAAUCUAACAAAAAAAGUGAUGAUAAACUAAGUGGACAAAAUUUCCAUAAUAAGCUCAGGGACGUUGCGUUUGUCCAGUAAUCGGACAGUUGGGUGCAUUUUCUAAUCCUUAGAUAAUUUUUUACACAUUUACCAAGUAGAAGAUGAAGACAAAGUGCUGCUUGCACUUUGAAGGUAAAGGCUUUUAAAAAUAUUAUCAAGUUUUUUAUCAUCCUGCGAAACGUAGUCCGCGCCUAUCAUGAUCACCCUUUUAACUAUAAAACUUCGGGUAUUGUAGCACAUUGUCUUCUCAUCACUGGAACUGAAACAUUUCAUACCUCAGUGGUAUUAAAAAUGCAAGCUUGCAAUUUCAUCUUGUCAGAAAAUCUGUAAGCUUACUUUUUUAUCCAAAAAAUGUAAAAGCUUCGGCUUAUUCACUUUCUUACCUGAAUAAUCCGAUACAUGUUCAAUAAACUGUGUUAUGUCUGUUUAAUACAGUCUGCAAACCCAGUGACCUUUAGUGUGCAUUCACUUGUUUAGCCAAGAACAAUUUGAUAAACAACUGGAAGUAACGAAGUAGGUAGGACCAGCACCGUCGCCGAAUUUUUGACUUCUACCUGCUCGUUUUCUUUUGGGCAGGUUCCGUUCACCAAUCACAGUCGCGCAUCUCAGUGGCGGGAAAAUAUCGAGCGGGUUGCGGCCAUAGAAAUGGCGGGAGGUUGACGGAAACUCCGUUAUUACGAAUUUCCGUUUAUCAUUUAAUUUCGUGAGAAA
This is a messenger RNA of Orbicella faveolata, 2804 nucleotides long. Its product is annotated as GPI-N-acetylgalactosamine transferase PGAP4-like. Gene Ontology annotation, cellular component: Golgi membrane. Gene Ontology annotation, molecular function: glycosyltransferase activity. Gene Ontology annotation, biological process: GPI anchor biosynthetic process. Lineage: Eukaryota; Metazoa; Cnidaria; Anthozoa; Scleractinia; Merulinidae. The record is from RefSeq and is a predicted model, not a curated record.